Molecule: messenger RNA, 2685 nt
Organism: Momordica charantia (bitter melon)
Lineage: Eukaryota; Viridiplantae; Streptophyta; Magnoliopsida; Cucurbitales; Cucurbitaceae
Product: putative metal-nicotianamine transporter YSL7
Cellular component (GO): membrane
Molecular function (GO): oligopeptide transmembrane transporter activity
Source: RefSeq, a predicted model, not a curated record
GUUACAGACGUACCGAAGAAGUAAUCCGAGCGUGAGAAAAAUGAGGGAAGUGAAGAAAUUUCCACGGGGGAAGCUGGCGAAUCCUAUCGUUGUCGUGAUCAUGGUUUCUCUCCCAGACGCAGACUUGGAAGUCAACUGGAGAGUAAUUUGGGCUGUUUUUUGUCUCUGCUCGUACAAUUUUCCAUCCACGCAUCAAAUGAUUGCAGCAUCUUCAAUAUCUAUGCGGUUUCAAUGUAUUCCACUUAUUGGGAUCAACUCAUCAGAAGUUCCACUUCCCAAUUCUGAUUCUAACCGCGCAGUCACAUAAGAAGACGCUAUGGAGGAGAAAGGAGUGGAGGAUCGUGUAGUGAAGGGUUUGGAUUCUGAACACGAUCCGAAUCAGAAGAACAGGCAGAGAUUUGGAGGUGGAGGUGGAGCACUAUCGAUCGAGCAGUUCUUUGAGGACCGAGAAGUGCCUUCAUGGACUAAGCAGCUAACGUUUAGGGCUUUUUUCGUCAGCUUUGGGCUGAGCAUUUUGUUCAGCUUCAUUGUAAUGAAGCUCAAUCUGACCACUGGGAUUAUUCCUUCACUCAAUGUUUCUGCUGGUCUACUGGGUUUCUUCUUUGUGAAAUCGUGGACGAAAAUUUUGGAGAGAUCAGGGCUCUUGAGGCAGCCUUUUACCAGGCAGGAGAACACCGUCAUCCAAACCUGUGUCGUUGCCUCGUCUGGCAUCGCUUUCAGCGGAGGUUUUGGAAGUUACUUAUUUGGAAUGAGCGAACGGAUUGCUCAUAAAUCAUCAGGCAGUAAAGAUUUCAAAGAUCCAUCAUUAGGAUGGAUGAUUGGUUUUCUAUUUGUUGUUAGCUUUCUUGGCCUAUUCUCUGUUGUACCCUUACGAAAGAUCAUGGUCAUUGACUUCAAAUUAACUUAUCCAAGUGGUACUGCAACAGCUCAUUUGAUUAAUAGUUUCCAUACUCCUCGAGGAGCUGCACUUGCAAAGAAACAGGUGAGACUGCUUGGCAGAUUUUUCUCUGUGAGCUUCUUGUGGGGCUUUUUCCAAUGGUUCUUUACAGCUGCAGAUGGUUGCGGAUUUGCACAUUUUCCAACAUUUGGACUCAAAGCAUAUGCAAACAAGUUUUACUUUGACUUCUCAGCAACAUAUAUAGGAGUAGGGAUGAUUUGCCCCCAUAUAAUAAACAUAUCGGUGCUUGUUGGAGGUAUUUUCUCUUGGGGCAUAAUGUGGCCUCUCAUAGAAGAUAAAAGGGGUCAAUGGUAUAGCGAGAAAUUAAGCCCAAGUGACCUAAGUGGUCUUCAAGGAUACAAGGUAUUUAUAGCCAUAGCCAUAAUUCUUGGAGAUGGCCUGUACAACUUCUUCAAAGUAUUAACCCGGACCCUCUCGGGCUUGCUCUACCAACUUCAACACAAAAGAGAGGCGGGAGAAACUUCCAUGGAAAGUUCAUCGAGGUCUGAGUCAUCUUACGAUGAUGAACGAAGGAAAGAACUUUUUCUCAAGGAUCAAAUACCGAUGUGGUUUGCCAUUGGAGGCUAUGUUGUAAUUGCUGCGGUGUCGAUUAACACUCUUCCACACAUUUUUACACAGCUCAAGUGGUAUUAUAUUUUGGUCAUCUACAUCUUUGCUCCUGUCCUGGCCUUCUGUAAUGCAUACGGAUGCGGGCUCACGGAUUGGUCUCUGGCAUCAACUUAUGGGAAGCUUGCGAUUUUCACAAUUGGUGCAUGGGCUGGUGCCUCGCAUGGAGGAGUUAUUGCUGGUCUAGCAGCUUGUGGGGUCAUGAUGAAUAUCGUCUCCACAGCCUCUGACCUGAUGCAGGAUUUCAAAACUGGCUAUCUAACAUUGGCUUCACCUCGCUCCAUGUUCGUCAGCCAAGUAAUAGGCACAGCAAUGGGCUGCGUUAUUUCACCUUGUGUCUUUUGGCUCUUUUACAAGGCAUUUGAUAAUCUCGGUCUACCGACGGGUGUAUACCCCGCCCCAAAUGCAGUUAUUUUCCGCAACAUGGCCGUGUUGGGCGUCGAAGGCUUCUCAAGCCUACCAAAGAAUUGCCUUACCCUUUGCUAUGUGUUCUUUGCCGCUUCCAUUUUGAUCAACUUGAUUAAAGACUUGAUGCCAAAGAAGUGGGCAAGGUUCAUUCCCCUGCCUAUGGCAAUGGCAAUACCAUUCUAUGUAGGACCAUACUUUGCAAUCGAUAUGAGCUUAGGAAGUCUGAUACUGUUUGUGUGGCAGAAGAUAAACAAAACCAAAGCCGAUGCCUUCGGUCCUGCUGUGGCGUCCGGUUUGAUUUGUGGGGAUGGAAUUUGGACACUGCCUAAUUCAAUUCUGGCUUUGGCUGGAGUCAAGGCGCCAAUUUGCAUGAAAUUUCUGUCAAGGACAACCAAUGCAAGGGUAGAUAAGUUCCUAGGAUCCUGAGUUUGAAGUCUUGACUUUUGUUUGAAUUUAUAUGUAGCUUAGUGUAAGUUAAAUACAUAUAUAUGGGUUAAAUUACCUCAAUAUCCUCCCUAUUCUUCUUGUUUCUUUGUGAAUGGAGAAGAGCCAUGUUUUAUUAUGUCCUAUGGCAAAGCUGUUGUGCUAGUGUUGGUAGUAGGUAAAAUUGUAUCUGGCUAGUUGUGGCAUGUAUUUGUGCCAGAUAUAAUGAGGGAGAGAGAACGCUUAAAUUUUAUAUAUAUGAAAUUUAGUUGCAUUUUUCAUUCUUGUUA